AUGGGUAAAUCCUAAUCGAGACCUUUUGAAAAGCAAUUUAAUUUAAGUACUAUUGCCUUACAGAAACACCCUCCUAAAGACCCUUAGAUGGCAUAUGAGAGCCAAGCUUUCAACAUCAGCAAAAUUUCAAUAACUGAGGAGGAAUCAAAUAACAUCGUUAUCAAUAAUUUUAGAGAUCUUGAGUUGAGUUAAAACAACUCCAAUCAAACUACAGUUUCUCUCUCUGAUUCAAACAAUAAAACAACUAAUAGAACCUCCGAAGUAGAUAAAGUCAAGCUAGAUGACUUUUCAAUUAUUAAAGUAGUGGGAAGAGGGGCUUAUGUAAGUCUACAGUAUGCUUUUUAGAACACUAAGAGAGUAUAUAUGGUGUUUGAAUUCAUGGAGGGUGGGGAAUUAUAUGUACAUUUAAAAGAAUCUGGAAAGUUUAAUGUUGAACGAACUCGAGAAUAUGCUGCUCAGAUUCUUCUCGCUUUAGAAGAUCUUAAGCUAGAAAAUGUGCUCAUGGAUAAAGAUGGAUACAUUAAACUAGCUGAUUUUGGGCUGGCAAAAAUUAACCAGGAAGAUCAAAUCAAAAUUAAAGGCAUGCUUGAAGAAGAUGGUUAAUAUGUAUGCGGCACUUUGGAAUAUUUAUCACCCGAAGUAGUUAGAAAUAAGAAAUACGAUUCUCAUACUGAUCUUUGGAGUCUAGGAGUACUCAUGUUUGAAAUGCUUUCAGGAAGAGGUCCCUUCACUGAUAGGAAUCGUAAACUACUCUUUCAUAAAAUUGUUCAUCAAGAGGCAAACGUCGAUCAUAUCUCAAAUUCAGAGGCUUAAGAUUUGAUAAGGAGAUUGCUUACUAAAGAUUUGAAGAAAAGAUUGAAAGAUAUAAAUGAAAUUAAAAAGCACAAAUUCUUUUCCAAAAUAGAUUGGAAAGCCUAUGAACAUAGAGAGUUUAGCCCGAUUUAUGUUCCACUACUUUCUGGGAAUAAUCUAGACUACAGAUUCUUCGAUAAGGAAUUUGUAAAGGAAGCCUUGCAUGAGACCCCUGUAGAGUCUAAAGGAAAUUUAGACAAUUACUCAUACGAUCCAGACAACUUCAAAUUCUCAGUCAUCUCAGAUGAUAAUUUUAUCAAUAGAGUGAAAUGA
Molecule: messenger RNA, 1125 nt
Organism: Stylonychia lemnae
Lineage: Eukaryota; Ciliophora; Spirotrichea; Sporadotrichida; Oxytrichidae
Source: the annotation of a GenBank genome assembly